GAGAGAGAGAGAGAGAGAGAGAGAGAGAGAGAGGAGGGAGGGAAUUCGUGCGAAGGAAAACUUUGCUUUCUCUGGUACGAGAAAGAGCACGGAGAGGACAAAGCGAGGGUUUUGCGAAGAGAGAGAGAUGCAGUGAUAUAGAAAGAAGAGAAAAAGAAUUUGAGAUGGAGAGAGAAAGGGUCUAGAGAAAGAAAGAGGGGUUUGGAACAUAGUAAGUUAGCUCUUGGUUUUGAAGUUCGAGUUCCGUUCUCUCUCUGAAGCUUGAGCUAGGGUUUCAUACGCUGAAAAUAGGAUUGGCAUACUGCCAUUUGGCAAUUGUGGUUGGAAAGUCGGUCUUUAUUAAUUAUCUUCUCAAUAGCGCAUUGAAAGAAUGGGGUAGACUGUGAAUAAUAAAUAAAAUUUCUCUACCGUCCAUUAACAAAGCUGAAGUUAAAUGUAUUAGCAUGACACAAGGAUCUCUUUGAAUACUGGCAGGCGAGACAUUAUGACGCUCGAGGACUUCUUCACCUUGACUGAGAUGAAAGAUGGGUUCACAGCUCCAGCUCGAGUCAGGGAGCUAGUCACUGUAAUGCAGAAGGAGAAAGAUUGUAUUGUGAAGAACGUUGGCGAAGCAUCCCGGCAAUGGUCUACUGUUGCGAGCACUGUAGCAGCCACUGAGAAUAAGGACUGUCUGAAUCUUUUCAUUCAAUUAGAUGGACUAUGGUUUAUGGAUAGGUGGCUCAGUGAUGUUCAGAAGUUUGGUAGUGACACAGGUGGUGGCUUUGUUGAAGAGUCAGUUAUUGCAUUAUUGCAAGCACUUGAAAAGUUGCAUAUAGACCAUGAGAAGUCAGUUUCUUCUGGUAUCUGGAUGACUGUCAAGAAUCUUCUUGGCCACUGUAAUUCCAGAAUUCGGGAUAGUGCUAGAGCUUUAUUUGAUAACUGGAGACAAGAUAAAGACAGUGGUGCAGUUCCCCAGCAGGUUGAAAAUUAUGACGAGAUUCUUGCUGAUGAGACAAAAGAAAGUGCAAACCUUGCUGGUGAGAGUGGACAUCCAGAAUCUUCUUCCAGGGAUAUUUCUCUUUCCAGAGGAAGUUUUAAUGAAGAAAAACAUGUAGAACCUCCCAGUGAAGAUAUCAUGACAUCGACAAACUCUGAUGCUAUUCAGUCAGAAAGUGUAGAUAAUGAACAGGCCCACCAAACUUUGGACCAUUCAGUCAUGAGCAAUGGUCCCCUAGAUCCAGUGGGCUCCUCGGUCAUGUCAAAUCCUGUUAAGGAAACCCUUCCUAUAAAGGAAGAGUGCCUCAUGAAUUGUUUAGAGGGUACCACUUUAAUUCAAACUGGUAUUUCUGCUGUUCCAAGUGUAGGCCCUGUUGAACGGGAGCUAGAUAUUCCUGGGUUGAGUGAUUGUGCUGAUGAUGCCAAGCAGAUGCCAAAGAUCAGAAAUUCUCUUGAGAAAAUAGGUUCAAUGGCAAUUUCUGCGGCCAGUGGUUCGUUGGAUCACAGAUCUCCUUCUCAAGGUGUAGAUGCUGUGAAUGCAUUGGAGUCUUUGACAGGACCUGGUUUAGAAAAAUACAUUGAUGGCCGUGACAAAGACCAUUGUCUAAAAGCUUCUCCUUUUGAUAGUGUGGGAGUGGGAGUACAUUUAUCUGUAGGAAAGAGUGGGGCUGAUGAUAUGAGGUCUUUAAAUAAUUGCAGAAGCACAUUGGCAUUUCGAACUUCAGAUCAAGGUGGUAAAUGUAAUAUUGAUGUGUUGCAGGACUCUCCUGGCAAUAAACCAAAAUUGGGAAAAACUGAGGACCCAGGGAUUGAAGAUGACGGAGCAGUUGAACGUAGGGUGAGCUCUAGUGAUGAAAGUGAGGGUGAUCUGGCAAAUGAGUCUGAUUUUAACACAGGAACAAUGGAUGCCCGAAAUUCUGAUCUAAUUGUUAGGAGUUCUGACAUUGUGCUCGACUAUGGUAUAGUAGAUCCGCUUGAAGUUGCUCGACAAGUAGCAAUAGAAGUGGAGAGAGAAGUCGAGGAUUGCAGGGAACCAAGUUGCAGUUCUUCUGAGAAAAUGUCAGGAGGCGGAAUUCAGCAGCCGGAUAGCCCAGACUCAAUAAAUGGGAAACAAUGCCAACCAAUUGAGGGCCCACCUAAGGAGGUGCCAAGUGGACCAGAUCUGUCUGCUGAGGAUUCGCCGGUAAAUAGUGCAGUAAACCUAGAUGCUAAACCAAUAAAUGCCAUUCAAGAUACAGAGUCCUCUCAAAUUACUCAGGCGGCUCAAGAACCAGAUGCUAACGUAGAGAAAAGUUCUUGUGAUUUUGAUCUGAAUCAAGAAGUUUGCUCUGAGGAUAUGGAUUGCCAGUUGAACCAUAUCUCUACUCCCAUCUCUAUUGUUUCCGCUUCAAGGGCUGCUGCACCUUCUGGGUUGCCUUUUGCUCCUUUGCAAUUUGAAGGAACUCUUGGAUGGAAAGGAUCUGCUGCAACUAGUGCUUUUCGUCCAGCAUCACCUCGUAGAAAUAAUGAAGGUGACAAAACUCUCUCUGCUGAAGGGAGCCACAGCAGUUCAAGGCAGCGGCUCGACUGUCUUGAUAUUGAUUUGAACGUGGCUGAAUGUGGAGAUGACAAGACCACAGAUCUUCUACCUGGAAAACAGAUCCAGCUAUUAUCUGGCCUUCCUUCAGGGGAAUCUUCGUUGGAAGCUAGUCCAAGAAGAUCAGAUAGGCUCAAGUUGGAUUUGAACCGUGUGAGUGAUGAUGGUGAUACUCCAUCAGAUUGGAGGAUGGAAAGACAAUUCUUUCACCAUCGGAAUGGCCAUCACAGUCGAUCUCCUUCUUCUUCAUCGUCAUCAAAGCAGCCUUUCCUGAGGAACAUUGAUCUGAACGACCAGCCAACUUUUCUCAGCGAUUCUUCAGAUCAUCCUUAUUUUGGUAAGUCAUUUCAAAACUUAAAUGCUUUUGGAGAGCUUAAACCAGAUGACUCUGCAAUAUCCAUUUUUGGUACACGAGUGGAGGUCAAGCGGAAAGAUUUGAUUUCACAAACUCUGCCCUUGCCAAACGGCAGGAUUCCAGAGCCGUCCAUGGAUGUUAAUUUGGCGAGAAGCGGGGGUGUUUUGUGUAUGGGAUCCACUGUGCCUAAUGCACUUUCUCCUAUUUAUGGCUACAAUGCCCUUUUGUCAGGGCCUACUAUGCCUUUCUCCUCGUCGACCAUGUAUGGACCUGGUUGCCCCGUCACUUACAUGGUAGAUUCAAGAGGAGCCCCUGUGAUACCUCAAAUUGUGGGCUCUCCUUCAACUCUUCCGCCCGCCUUCUCUCCAGCACCAUAUAUUAUGAGCAUGACUGGCCCUCAUGGAUCAAAUGGGCCUGGACCUUCACGUCCUAACUUUGAUCUGAACUCCGGCUUGAUGAUUGAGGUGGGAAAUAGAGAAUCUGGGGGUUUGAGACAACUUUUCAAUCCCAGUCAGACAAGGUCAAUGGAUGAGCAUUUGGGUGCCAGCUCACAACCAUCUUCCAGUUCUGGUGUUGGUGGGAAACGCAAAGAACCAGAUAGUCAGUGGGAGCCCUACCGUUUCAACUUUAGAAAUCAGCCACCAGCAGGGAGAUAGAGUUUUUAUUCAUCUGGGCUUCCUCUCUUGGAAUCAGUUUAGGAACUAAGAAGAACUAGCUAGUUCUUGUAUAGCCAUAGAUAAUGCUGAGAGCAGAUGAGCCUAUUUGAUUGAGUGGGAGGACCUGGGGUUUGAGAUAGCACUGAAUAAAGAUAGGGAUUAUGGAUGUAAUAUGAUUCGUGAGAUUAAUUGCCAAAGAAGGAUAGAAUAUAGGUUUAAUCGUUUCAAAUGGUUUGUUUUCUUAUUUUACCUUCCUGUGUUUCAUAGAUGGCCAUUGCUUGACAGAGAACUUGGUACAUGUAGCUGUAAUCUUUCCCAUAUUUAUCAAAAGGAAUCUAGA
This is a messenger RNA of Ilex paraguariensis (yerba mate), 3902 nucleotides long. Lineage: Eukaryota; Viridiplantae; Streptophyta; Magnoliopsida; Aquifoliales; Aquifoliaceae. The record is from the annotation of a GenBank genome assembly.